UUUAUAUGGGGCUCCUUAUAUUCGGGCUACAAUCUUCUAAAGCUGCAAACAAGAAUAUCAUGCUUUAAAUUACUUUCAAAUUAUUGACUCCUUAGUCCUAGAGUUAAAUCCUUUAACAUUUAUAUCAAUUUAUGUAGAAUUUUAGGCCAUGCCCUACUGUAUGAAAGGAUAAGUGUAAUAUAGAACCUUUGGGUCUCUAUAGUAGGCUAAGUUGUUUGGGAUAAAGUUGAUCAAGUGAAUAGACUGAGCAAUUAACUAUUGAAACCUUUUUAUCAUCACAGAUUGAAAAGAAUAUUUUGAGUAAAGUAUACAUACGUAAGGCAAACAUACAAUAAACAGAGAUAUAGUUCAUAGGAUAUGAAGUGGGGACUGUUGUACAUGUUAAACAUCGUUUUUAGGGAUUACUAUAUCUGAAAUAAGGAACAUGAGUGAGCCUUAUUCAAGCCAACACCAAGACCAGGCAAGACCUCCUGGACACCUUACCCCACUUGAUCCUAUUCACCCACCUUAUACAGACAAGUCCCUACAUGUAAAACCAGUACUGCCUCCAACUACAGCCGACUAUAGUCACCAACAAAAUAGUCAAAAUGAAAAUAGUCAACCCGGAUCUGGCCAACAUUGUCAGCCUAACCAACCUGGGAAUCCUCAACCAGGAUAUGCUCAACCGGGAUAUGGCCCCCCUGGAUCUGUCCAACCUAGUUAUGUCCAACCUGGAUAUGGUCAACCCAGAUAUGUACAACCUGGCUAUAACCAACUAGGGAUGCAAGGUGUACAUAUGGGAGCCCUUGCUGCACAACCUCAGAGGGAGGUCCAAUGGAUGUCACGUCCAGAGACUAUACCAGGAUGCCCCCCUGGCUUAGAAUACCUCACUAAGAUUGACCAGAUUCUUGUACACCAGCAAGUUGAACUCCUGGAAGUCAUGACAGGUUUUCAUAUGGAAAAUAAAUAUCAGAUCAAGAACAGCCUUGGGCAACAGGUGUAUUUUGCAAAGGAGGAAAGUGAUGGGACUGGUAGGAUUUUAUAUGGACCAUCCAGAGCAUUGUCAUCCAUGUCACGGAUAACCUUGGACAGGAAGUGCUCAGAUGUACAAGGCCUCUUAAUCAUUCUAUGCAAGUAACAGUUGAGGCUCCCGUGGGACAGACAAUUGGCUCUAUGAUACUAAGAGGCAGUGGUUUAGUACCAAAAUAUGAGAUCCGUAAUGCCAACGAGCAAGCUAUAUUUCAUGUUGAAGGACCUACUUGUGCGUGCCAGGGGCCUUGUUGCACAGGAGAUCACGAUUUUGUGAUUGCAUCGCCUGAAAGUGCCCAACAAGUUGGGAAGAUUAGUAAACAAUGGAGUGGCCACAUGAAGGAGCAAAUGACCAAUGCUGAUAACUUUGGUAUUUCAUUUCCAAUGGAUCUUGAUGUCAAGAUGAAAGCUGUUAUGAUUGGUGCAGUUUUCCUUAUUGAUUUUAUGUACUAUGAAAAUCAUCAAAACAGAGGACACCAUCGCCAUCGCCAACAUUCGUUUUAAUUGAUUAAAUGGAUAUAUAUCUAAUGAGAUCAUUGCUAAUCAGCAGGAAUCAUGUGCAGUCCAGACAUUGACAAUAAAAGGAGCAUAUUUCUAUUUCAAUACUUUUGAAACAUAAACCAUAUUCGGAUUAUAUGCCAAUGAAUUUAUCAACUUCUGCUAGUGAAGUAUGUUGUACA
Molecule: messenger RNA, 1688 nt
Organism: Owenia fusiformis
Lineage: Eukaryota; Metazoa; Annelida; Polychaeta; Sabellida; Oweniidae
Source: the annotation of a GenBank genome assembly